Coturnix japonica (Japanese quail) is the source of this 1817-nucleotide messenger RNA. It is a transcript of the gene SLC7A6OS, whose product is annotated as solute carrier family 7 member 6 opposite strand. Lineage: Eukaryota; Metazoa; Chordata; Aves; Galliformes; Phasianidae. Gene Ontology annotation, biological process: developmental process. The record is from RefSeq and is a predicted model, not a curated record.
GCCCGUCCUGCCCCGCGCUGCCGGCAGUGCCCGCCCCGUUCCGGCGUGCAGCGCGGCGCCAUGGAGCGGCCGGCCGUGCUGCGCGUCCAGCGGAAGCGGGGCGGUGCGGAGCCGGCCGAGGCGCUGCUGCUCGCCUGCAAGAGGCUGCGGGCGGAGCACGAGCACGGAGCGCCGGUGGAGAAGGGCGUCUUCAAACUGGUGGCCACCGUGUCCUCCAAGAACGAACCCAUUCAGAAAUACAUUCAAGAAGGGAUCAGUAAAGACAAAGCAGCGCAGAGCCUGCGGCCCUCCUUGGGGAGCACACAGCGCAUCGCACAGGAGCUGCGCUCCUCCAAGCAGGUGAGGAGGAAGGAGAACCGAUACCGGGUAGUCACCAGCCACCGGCCGGGAUCCAGCAGGACAGCGGCAACCCCCACAGACAGCGAGGCAGGGAGCGAUGGCAGCACAUCGACCCCUACAGCAGCAGGAGAUGCGUCACAAGAGGAGAGCAGUGCUGGCGAUGAGAGCUUGGAUUGCGGGGGGAACUUCCAGCUGUUUGAUAUCGUGCAAGAGGAGGAGGUGGUGGAAGGCCCCAGUUUUACUGCAGCGAACCCACAGAAAUCUGCUGAUCCUGACGUGAUUCUUUGCAAUGCAGUAGAGAUGAUCCGUGAGCGUUUAAAUGUUUCUGAAGAUCACAAAAAAGUGGAGCACCGUGAGAAAGAUGAGUACGUUUAUGACAUCUACUGCAUGGAAACAGCAGCUCCUGGUUGGAUCCAAAACAUCCUCUCUGUGCAGCCUUAUAGAGAAGAAUAUGAACUGGUAGAUGAUGUUCAAGUCCCAACUGAAACAUAUGAAGAUGAAGAUGAUGAAAAUGAUGAAGAUAACUGGCGCAAUGAUUAUCCUGAUGAAGAUGAAUUCUUAGCUGAGGAAGAUGACGAAGAAAAAGACUCUGAAGAGAGCUCCAGUGAUGAGGACCAGUGUUACAGGAGAAGAACGUGGAACAAAUACCGUCAGGAGGUUCUACAGGAAUUUGGCUAUGAUGAGAUCCAGGACUUGGAUUCUGACUAAAAGCCUUUUAUUUAUUGGAAAAUGAAAUCCACAGAACUACUGCAGGACUGCAAAUCCAGACAGCUGCUGCUGGCUGUUCAUAAAAGUGUUACAGGGGAAAAAAACAAUAUGAAAAAAAGCCCUACCAAUCAAUGCCUGGAAAGACACUUUCUGCUGGAAGUUGUACUGAUUGGGACAAUAGAAAACCAGUCUCUACCUGAAUGAGCUGUAAGCUGAAUUCUUGCCUGGCUGGCUUUUAAAUAGCAUUUUUAAACUGUUUUUGGCUGGCAUAGUUCACCCUGAUGCAUACUGUCCAGGCUCGAGUACUAAACUGGAAUUCUGGCAAACAGUAAAAGCUUUUCUUACCAUCCAAGCUGUCACAAAUGCUCAGUCAGCUUCAGCUGAUACUAAAUAAGUUGGUCCGAGUAUGGACAUUAGAUGAUGCAAAUUUUCUUUUCAUGUAGAAGAUGCUGUAUGACUUGAAAGAGAAUAUUCCUCUAGUUCCACAGUGCUGGGGUUAUGACAGGAAGGUUCUUGUGGUGACUAAUGUACCAAGUUUCAAAGGAUGAACACAGCUGCCCUGAGGGCAAGUUCCUACUCAGAAAAGGCACUCACUCCUCGUGCUUUCUACUGUAUUUGUUCCUAAGUUUCAAGUUACCUUCUUUACAAAUGUUCGAGUGUACAAACCACCCAUUUGGCUCUCUGUCCGGUAAUUCCAGUGGAACAAUGUAUAUGCAUUUGAAUUGUAAAUAAAGAAUCUUUGAUUAAGUUUUCUUUACUCAAAGAUCACA